CCAACACCGACGCCACUGUCAAGCCUAGCCUAGCGCGCAGUAGCCACUCCCCGACCCAGACAACUACUGUUACGCGCAGCCGACCAGAGAGGAGAGCCAGCAGCAGACAGACGACCUGCCCGGCGCAAUGGCGAUGCCGCCCAAGCCCGGCGACCCGCCGCAGCGCUCGCCGGGGCGGAGCCCCAACCUCAACCUGCCCUGCCCGCUCCCGCCUGUUCCGGGCGGGGCGCCGCAGCAGCCAGGCGGCGGCCUGCCCGCGCCGCGCGUGGGCCAUCACCGCCGCGCCAGAUCUGAGGUGGCCUUCCGCUUCCCGGACGACCUGGGCGCCGGCGGGGGCGCCGGCUUCGACGAGAUCGGCUCCGAGGACGACCUCUUCUCCACCUUCAUGGACAUGGACAAGAUCGCCGGCGCCGACCGCGACCGCGCCGCCGAGACCUCCUCGCCGCCGCGCCCCGCCAAGCACCGCCACAGCGCCUCCUUCGACGGCUUCGGAAUGGGGCCCGCCGGCGGCGGGACGGGGGGCCAGCAGGACGGCGCUGGAGGGGUCUUCGGCGAGGUCAUGGAGGCCAAGAAGGCCAUGUCCUCCAAGCAGCUCGCCGAGCUCGCCGCCAUCGACCCCAAGCGCGCCAAAAGAAUCAUAGCAAAUAGACAAUCUGCAGCUCGGUCAAAGGAAAGAAAGGCUCGAUAUAUAACAGAACUAGAGCGGAAGGUUCAAACUCUUCAGACAGAGGCUACUACUCUUUCAGCACAGCUGACGCUAUUCCAGAGAGACACAACUGGACUUUCUGCGGAAAAUGCAGAGCUCAAGAUAAGGUUGCAGGCCAUGGAGCAGCAGGCUCAGUUGCGUGAUGCUCUAAACGACGCACUGAAGCAGGAAGUUGAGAGGCUUAAGAUAGCAACGGGUGAGAUGUCAAAGUCCAAUGAACCGUACAGUAUGGGAAUGCAGCAUGUCACGUACAGCCCUUCAUUCUUCCAGCUCUCAGAGCAACAUGGAGUUCAACACCACGGAAAUAUUCAGCUGCCGCCUCAUUUCCAACAGCCUCCUCCCAGUGUCCCGAGCCACCAAAUGCUGUCCCACCCACCCAAUUCCCUCUCGGAUAUGAUGCAGCAAGAUUCACUUGGGCGGCUCCAGGGGCUAGACAUUGGCAAAGGGUCAGUGGCUGUGAAGUCAGAGGCAGAGGUUGUGGUGAAGUCGGAGGGCAGCUCUAUAUCUGCAGGUGAAAGCAAUAGCACCUUCUAGUUAUACUAUACAUCGGCCUUCCAACAUGCUUUCGUUUCAUUUAGAGUUCUUUUGUUCAUAGUUGACAUCCUUGAACUGCUUCCUCCUUCAUGGUAGGCCUAUUCUUUUUAUUCAAUUUGUUAUAUCUAGUUAACCUUGUUGGGUUGUGAAUUGUUGUCAUUGGGGUGGCUGAUUCUGUAGAAACAUUGAUAUGUUUGUUUUGGGUUCAUCUUCUGUGUGUUAUGGUUGUUUCAAGUUAGGGGGUUGAGCGGGCACCGAGUGAUUGGAUUUGCAGAAUUCCUUUUUCUCCAUCUGUUUUUAGCUUUGUUGUAGACCUAACAAUCAUGAGUUACACUUUUGGGAAUGUGUACA
This is a messenger RNA of Panicum virgatum (switchgrass), 1591 nucleotides long. Its product is annotated as transcription factor RF2b-like. The coding region runs from base 128 to 1240 and encodes 370 amino acids. NCBI's taxonomy places the organism in Eukaryota, Viridiplantae, Streptophyta, Magnoliopsida, Poales, Poaceae. Gene Ontology annotation, molecular function: DNA-binding transcription factor activity. Gene Ontology annotation, cellular component: nucleus. The record is from RefSeq and is a predicted model, not a curated record. Gene Ontology annotation, biological process: regulation of DNA-templated transcription. The transcript is spliced from 4 exons.